Molecule: messenger RNA, 3515 nt
Organism: Zerene cesonia (dogface butterfly)
Lineage: Eukaryota; Metazoa; Arthropoda; Insecta; Lepidoptera; Pieridae
Exons: 5
Coding region: 112-3150 (1012 amino acids)
Source: RefSeq, a predicted model, not a curated record
GAUAGGAAAUAAACAUAAUACAUCAUUUCGGUCUUAGUAGUAACUGGUUACUGACACGGCCGGAAUCGGCAUCGGCAGUAGGCUUUGCGCUAGCACGUAGAACGAACGUGAAUGCGCGCGCGCGUAUUGUCGUAUUCCGAGUGUAGCUGCAACGAUCGAGAUACAAAAUCACGAGAUAUGGAAGUGGCGGAUCAAUGGCGACGCCAGUGGGCUGGGACAGCCGAAUACGGGAAGGUGACAGAAGGUGGAGUAACGCGACGUGUCGCCCGCGCAAUGGAAGUUUUGCAUGCAAGUGCUCCCGGGGCACGAGUCAAAGUGAUGAGAGCGGCUUACCACUCCACCGCCGGCCCUGGAGUACCAGCUUCCUCAUAUCUUAUGCAGUCAUCCAGACGAGUUAUAACAUCAGGAUAUAAUUUUUCUGAACCUUUAUCCUUACCAUCAAAACCAUUAGAAGUAUCAUCAACACCGUUUGAAUCGUCACCGGAAGUAGAGAGCGAAAGAUUGAAUUAUAAAGUAACUGAGCCAGAUGACUUAGAAAUAUCAGAACCAUCAAAGUGGAGAACUUCAACAGGCAAAAGUUCCAUACGAAUGCCAAGUGAAGAAUCAUCGUCAGCAGAUAAUGCUAGUAUAAUAGACCUGGACUCGAGGAAUAGUAGCAGAAAUACAUUGACAAGAGGCUUCCGUGAUAAUGAAGUUAACGAAGAAAAUAUUAAGAAUAUACAUAAGAGAAACAAUCGAGUUUCUCCACUUUUAGAUGCUCCAGUUACUUUAAGUACCCUUAAAUACACAUCUCUCUUAAACGGCAGUGAUGAAUGGAAUAAUAGACGUAAAAGUUAUAGCUUCGAAGAUACUGCUCCCUUAAAUAAUAAUAGCUAUUUUAGUAACAAUGAUACAUGUAUUAUGGAUUCAUCAACAGAUAGCGGUAUUUGUAAAUCAACUGAAAUUGUAAACGAUCAUAUUAAUCAGUCAGAACUCUCCUCAAGGCGGUUUAGCAAAGAAAUAUUAUCCGAUUUGCCAGAAGAAUCGUUUCAGGACUGGUUACAAAAAAAUCGACCACACGCAAUCAAAACUAAUCGUACUAGUCCCUUAAAAGAUUACCAUAGAGAGUAUCGACCGAAUGAAAGUAACAUAUCUCUUCAAUCUAAAGGUAAAGUUACAAUAACAUUACCAAUUAUGGUGGAAAAUGAGGAUGAUUCAACAAUUAAUAAAAAUGAGAAUGAUCGUAAAACGAAAAAAGUGGGUUUUUGCAAAACAGAAUUACACUUUGCGGCUGAAUCAGGUACUGUAAACAUCAUCGCAACAGAUGAAAAGGGACCACCCUCUAAUGAUUUCAGGAAAAAGAAGAGUGUAUUUGUACCAUAUAACAAUAAAAUUGAGAAGUCGAUUACACUCUUCGGGGAGAAAUCAAAUGUACCUGAAUUAUCAACAAGUAACGAUGUAGGAAGAAACGAAAGUAUUGAUUUCGAUGAGAAUACGGCAGCUACAAAAGGUAUUCUCAAAAAUAAAAUUCCGAAACCCAAACCAUAUCUUUUGGGAGAAAAUAUGGAGCUUGGGAUUUUUAAUAAUAAUGACAAUAAUUAUGGUAAAACAACGUUUCCAACAGCUGUUUCUCUAAUAAACAGAAACUUAGAAAUAGAAAAAAGGCAAAGCAUUUCUAAUAAAAUACUCGGAAAGGAAGCAAACUAUAUUCUUGACAAUGAUUUGAGGACACCCAGUUCAGGUCCGCUGAAAACAGAGUAUACAUUCCGGGAAAAAAGUACCAGUACAUUAACUGACAAUUUCGAACAAAACAUACAAAAACAAAAAGUAAAUGAAUCUGCGAUUUUAAACAGGAGUAAACCCUUACAAGAGGCAACCACAUCGAAAUUUAAAACGCGCCAACUAAGGGAUAGUGAUUUACCAUAUUUCGGCAUCGAUACAGAUAAACGAUCAAAUCACAUAACUGACAAUCUUCAAGAAGAAAUCUUUCACUCAGUGAAACUUGUACAGAAAAUAUCUAAUAGUGUUUGUAACAGUGAGGCUGAAUCUGAUGAUAAUCCGGAGUACCAGAAUGUUUCAAACAUUAGAUAUUCUGAUGUCCCGAUUCCAAAACCGAGGACAAAACUUCUUGAAAUGAGUGAGAAUAAUCAAAGCCGAAUUCUGAACCCAAUAUUAGAAAGAGAAAGUGACCCUCACAGUUAUCGACGGUCACGAGUAAAAAAAACAAAUGAUGUUAUUUCUUCCGUAAAUCGAAGUAUAUCUGAACCACCUAAGAAAGAUUCAUAUAAUAGACGAAAUAUCGAAGUAAAGGAUUCAUCACCAAAACGAACUGUAACCAGACGGGAGCAUGAUUUAAAGACUGACAAAAGUAAAAUCACCGCUCUGCCUAUAAGUUCUAAUAAUAAACAAGUUGAAUCGCUUUAUGUAAAUAUCGAAGCUCAAAAGGGUAAAAGUAAUAAUGUGAAGAAAGUUCAUGAAAAAAGAUUAAGCAGUUCAAGGAAGGAAAAUACUGAGAGCAAAGUUAGUGACGGUACGUUAAAAAUAACAAAAGAAAAGGAACCUUACGCGAGUAUCAAAAACAAACAAACUAAAAGCGAGUAUCGCAAGCCCAAGCGGACGGAAAAAUUAACGACGCCCGAUUUUUCACAUACACGUAAUGAAGAUUUUUCCCCAAAAGAAACAAAAAUAAAAGCAAAACAUUCUACUAACAGCACAUCAAGUUCUCAUGAACAAUCAUCAGAUCCAGAAAGAAUUCGAAUUAGGAAUCAAAGCGCAACUGUUUCUGCCAAGGAAACAAUUAAAGGAGACGAAAGGAAAGGAACUAUACGACGAAGUAAAAAUACAUUACCGACAAGUACUCACACAUUAACAAAACCUGUUAAAGCGCAUAGUACUGAGUCAAGUGCUCGAGACAAGAGUCCUUUAAAAACAAAACCAAAAGAUCUUGUACCCGUAGCUGAUAAAAAUAAUAGUCAUAGCUCCUCAAAAACACGGAGGAGUAAAUAUGUUAUAAACUAUGAUGAUAAAAAUGGAACAGUAUCAUCGAUCUGCAAGAUAAAUCCUAAUCAAGAUUCUUUAAGAAAGGACUACAUACCAAUCCACAACAGACAUAUUCCUAGUGAUAAUAAGGCGAAAAGUAAAGUUAUAAAUAAAUCUGGCUUUCGUAAGUAAUCGGUGUAAGUAAACAUGUGCAUGCCUAUAAUAGAAUGCCGUUAUAAAAGAACCAUAACACGACAUCUAAAACUCAAACGUCUUUCAGUUCAGAUUCCAGAGCAACAAUGGAUUUCAAAUGAGACAAAAGAACAUAAACAUUUUAACACAAAACAAAAAUUCAGAACACAUGUACAGAAAUCUUGCCAAUUACUUUAAGCUACAAGAAGAAAAGACAACUGAAAUAUGAAACUUAAUUUAUGAUAAAUAAGAUAUUGGAUUUAAUUUUAAUAAUGAUCUCAUAACAUUUAAAAUAUAUAAAGAACUAACAUGGCUUUUACUAAUUUUGAGAAUAAAUAAAUAAAAUUUGUCAUGCUAUAUUUAAA